Molecule: messenger RNA, 1391 nt
Organism: Antrostomus carolinensis (chuck-will's-widow)
Lineage: Eukaryota; Metazoa; Chordata; Aves; Caprimulgiformes; Caprimulgidae
Gene: DUSP22
Product: dual specificity phosphatase 22
Exons: 8
Coding region: 1-711 (236 amino acids)
Biological process (GO): protein dephosphorylation; signal transduction
Cellular component (GO): plasma membrane; cytosol
Molecular function (GO): protein tyrosine phosphatase activity
Source: RefSeq, a predicted model, not a curated record
AUGACGUUUUUAUCGGAUGAAAGCCCUGGAGUUAAUGCAGAUCAGAAGCUAUUUUGCAGGCCCUUCUGCCGGCUUGAUAACCUUUGUGUGUACUAUAUUUCUUUCUCACAGAUUCUGCCUGGCUUGUUCAUUGGCAACUUUAAAGAUGCCAGAGAUGUAGAGCAAUUGAGUAAGAACAACAUUACGCACAUUCUUUCAAUCCAUGACAGUGCCCGCCCUAUGCUAGAGCUGCUUGAAAACAGCUGCAUCCCUGCUUCUGACUCACCCUCGCAGAACUUGGCAAGGCAUUUCAGAGAGAGCAUAAAAUUUAUCCAUGAGUGCCGGCUCACAGGUGAAGGCUGCCUAGUUCAUUGCCUUGCAGGUGUCUCCAGGAGUGUAACAUUGGUGGUUGCCUACAUCAUGACCAUCACCGACUUUGGUUGGGAAGAUGCACUGUCUGUUGUCCGCGCAGCGAGAUCCUGUGCCAAUCCUAACAUGGGCUUCCAGAGGCAGCUACAGGAGUUUGAAAAACAUGAUGUUGAUCAGUUCAGGCAAUGGCUGAAAGAAGAAUACGGGGAAAACUCUUCUCAGGAUCUGCAAGAAGCCAAAAAUCUUCUGAGCAAAUAUAAAGAGCAGGCAGAGUUGCAGCAGAAUACUGGAGGAAGACAGUGGAAUAACAACUUCUCAUCUGUGCCAUCUCUCUCAUACAGCAACUACACAACAGAGACCUAAUCAUAGGAAGUUGAUAAUUUUUUCUUUCUAAUUUUGAAAAACAUCUUGCCAUAAUUUCCAUCCCAUCUUCAAGACUCUCAGCAGUAAUCAUGCAAACAGUUGAUUUGUAGAAAGCUCCUUGAUGAUGAAAAUAACUACAUUAUGUGUGUGUGUAUGAGUGUGUUUGACACAGUUUUAUAAUAAGUUUGGGCAGGAUCAAGCUCUCUGUAUACCCAGAGACAUGAUCCAGUUGCUGUGGCUGAGCCAGUUUGCCAGUCAGCCACAGCAGUUGUCCCCGUAUGCCCACGUUGCCUGGCAUUUGCUGUGAGGUUAGCUCAACUCCUUUCGUUGUAGGCUAGCAAAGGGCUCUGGGAGAUGAAGUCUGGUGAUUCAAGCUGUGGCAGUUUGACAUCUCUGCACUAUUAAUGUGGCAAAGAUGUUAUUGCACCUGAGGGACGGAACUCAAGUCUGUGUUUCUGCUCCUGUUCACAGUCCAUUGGCACGUAAUACCGUGGAGGUGGGCUUGAACUUCAAUGCUAGGCUGCCAACUGGAGCAGGUGAGAUAUGGGUACAUGUACCUUUCUACCAACAGUAGCAUCUAGAGGAGAAGUGGGACAGACAGCUCUGAGUAAUAACAUCUUCAACUGCCACAGUUGUACUUGCUUCAGUGCACGUGAGACAGAGCUGUCAGUAGAGCUGCC